AUGGACCACAACAUUAUUAAGACCGGUGUGAUCAAGACUGAGAUCAUCAAGGACCGCCCCCGAACUCUCAAGACACGCAAGAAGAGGAACCCUCAGAAAACUCAGAAUCCUGUUGUAAACGCUCGGGGGUGCGCGAUUGGGCAUAAACCACCACCACACCCAACCUACGAUGAGCGCCGAGGACUGGGAGCUAAUGACAACAAAAACAAUGACCAACUUACUCCACAUCGCGUCUUCAAGCCAGAUACUUACCCUGAAUACUUCAAAUCAGGAGAUAUCACAGUAUCUUGGGGCCCCUGGCGUUUCCUCGCAUGCCCCACCGCAAAUAUAAAAUGCCCUGACUGUGGGAACUUCCCCUUCCACUUUGGUUGCCUCGUCGUCGACAUUGACGGUGACUGUGCCAGUAACAUUCCCAACAAAGGUGAGCCCACCUGCUCAAUGGGUGUAUUCUUCGGGCACAACAAUGAAUACAACGUCGCGACAAAGGUCAAGGAAACCCCAAAUACAGCCCAGGUCGCUUUACUCAAGGCUUGUCUCUCUGCUCUCAUUACAACCAUCAAUGUCUGUCAGGUUGAUAAGCCGAAGCAUGGAAAUGAAUACACCCAUCCACUCCAUACACUUGUUCUUCGAACGGACUCGCUUUAUAUCUUCCAGGGUGUCACUGAGUGGAUGCCUAAGUGGAAAGCUAAUGGGUGGAAGAAUUCGCGGGGUCGUCCUAUUGCCAAUGAUAGCUUGUGGCGCAUGGUGGAUGUGUGGAUUCGUCACCUUGAACCUACUGUUGCUGUGCAAUUCUGGCUUGUGCCUCGAGAGCAGAAUCCGACAGCGCACAGUAUGACGAAGUGGGCACUUGAGAACUGA
Messenger RNA from Penicillium odoratum, 858 nucleotides. RefSeq lists its product as uncharacterized. Lineage: Eukaryota; Fungi; Ascomycota; Eurotiomycetes; Eurotiales; Aspergillaceae. The transcript is spliced from 2 exons. Bases 1 to 858 code for a protein of 285 amino acids. Gene Ontology annotation, molecular function: nucleic acid binding; RNA-DNA hybrid ribonuclease activity. The record is from RefSeq and is a predicted model, not a curated record.